Messenger RNA from Trichoderma harzianum CBS 226.95, 720 nucleotides. RefSeq lists its product as hypothetical. The annotation marks the transcript as partial. The transcript is spliced from 3 exons. Gene Ontology annotation, molecular function: oxidoreductase activity, acting on the CH-OH group of donors, NAD or NADP as acceptor. The record is from RefSeq and is a predicted model, not a curated record. Lineage: Eukaryota; Fungi; Ascomycota; Sordariomycetes; Hypocreales; Hypocreaceae.
AUUCCCAGUCCCGCGAUCCCGUUUGACUCAGUUGUGGUAGUCAUCAGGGCCAAUGGCUUCGUCGGAACAGAGACGUGCCAAAAGCUACUUAAAGCUGGAUACCGUGUUCGCAGAACAGUCUGGGAUGUCCAGUAUCAUCGUGCUUGGAUGCAUGCCCUCUUUGACCGUAAAUGGCCUGGAAAAUUUGAGCUCGUGCGCGUCACGGACUUCGAUGCCGACGGCGCGUUUGACGAGGCCCCAGGGGCUGCAGGAGUAAUGUACGUCUCGACGCCCAGCAUGUUUAAUCCCGACCCAGAUAAGGCCAUCGAUCCUAUCGUCAAGGGGACAAUCAACACUCUCGAGGCAGCAUCCCGCGCUGGACUAACAAAAGACACUUUUAAUCACAAGGCCAUAAGUAAAGCCCGCAGCGGCCUUCCCACAGACGCUUCUGAGAGGGCCUUAACCAUGUACAGUGCUAGCAGGACGACGGUAGAACUAGCAUUCUGGCACUGGCUGAAGACAAACAACCCCCCUUUUGUAGCCAACUGCGUUAUACCCGACGGCAUCUUUGGGCACGUCCUCGACGUGAGGUACGUUAAUAUAGGGUUUACCUUAUCUCUGGCUAUAUUAAAGCGCGUCUUAGUAGGUAGUUGCUUAAUAUCUCCUUCCUAUGCUUCUCGCGCGGACCCAUCCGUAGCCUUAGCCUUAACCUACCUCGUAGCCGCCGCAAUAACAGCGUAG